AUGGGUGGCGAACCGCCAUCUCGGUUUGUCCGACAUUUAUCCCGAGCACCGUCAUCCCUCGUCAACCACAACAGUCGAUUCCAACAACUCGAUUCCAACAACGUCCUUUCAUCACCGACAACUCUUCCAGCAACCCGACAGAGUUUAACAAGUCUCCCUGUUACCAUGUCCGACCCUCCGUCUCGCACUCUUAGCCUCCCAUCCUCAUCGCAGCCGGUCCUCGACUACGUCAUGUUCCCACACAUCGUGGAGCAAGUGUUGUCCCACCUCGAUAUCCCCACCGCCAUCGCCGUCCGCGCCACCUGCAGGCGUCUUCGCGACUGCGUCGAAAAGCGGCUGUUUGAGCAUAUCCUAGUGACGGCUGAAGAUAUGAAGACCAAGGUAGAACUGCGCUCGCCGUCCAAACCGUUCCACCGCCUCCCGUUUGUCCCUUACGACUUGGACCCGAUUCCGCCUCGCGAUUACGACACCGAUGUGCAGGAAUGGGAGCUCGACGCAGCAUUUAGACAAAAGGACCAGGAAGACUACGAAGCCUCGCUCCUCACGGCGGCCGGUCAGUCGCGCAAGUGUCAACUGGCUUUGACACGCGUUGUCGAUUGGGCGGGAGAACCGACGUUGAAACCACGUAUCCGUCUCACCAACGAGCUCCAGUCGGUCCACACCAUCAGGCGCAAUGGAAUUGGAGCAACCGUCCUUCCCGACACCUAUCUGCCCGUAGAUCUCGCCGUCGACUGGGUCGGAAUGGACAUACUUGGCGACUACGAGGAGCUCGGCAUCCAUUUUCCAGAAGGCACAAAACGCUACCACCUCCACGCCGUGUACGACAACCAGACACGUCUGGGGAACGACGCCUUCAGCUUCGACGUGCUGAUUCCGAAUUCCUUAGAUGAGUGGGUCAUCGUGAUGGAGCCCUCGGAAGUUGGGGAGAAUGAAAACGCGGAUGCCGACUCCGCCGACGCCAUGGGCCCCCUCCCGACCGACGACCUCACCUUGGACAAUCUUGGGGGCUUGACAGGAGUGGGCGAAACGCUGCCAUGGUUCGUCUGUAACGGCGGUAAAGCCGUUUUUGUUGGCUUCGAGCUAGUUGAUCCGCGCAUCCUGGGCAUGCAGACUCGCCUCAGGGGUCUCCUUCUCGUGGACGAGAUACGCCGCCUGAUCAACGACUAUAUCCGGCGUCUUGACCACUUGUGGUGGAGGAACCGUAUCAAGCCCCAAUUUCUCGGCAAGUGGGGCGACCAGGAGCAGAACGACGCCAUUGCCCGGGUCUCGUUCUUGACGCUGGACGCGUGGCGCGCUUCCAACCCAACCGACUUGCUUAUCAACGCGAAGCCACAGUACGAGGCUAUUGCACCCGCCAACUGGCUCAUCAACGCCAAGGAAGAGUACAGUUCCAGCAGGCGUCCAUGA
Molecule: messenger RNA, 1407 nt
Organism: Apiotrichum porosum
Lineage: Eukaryota; Fungi; Basidiomycota; Tremellomycetes; Trichosporonales; Trichosporonaceae
Exons: 1
Coding region: 1-1407 (468 amino acids)
Molecular function (GO): protein binding
Source: RefSeq, a predicted model, not a curated record